Messenger RNA from Kluyveromyces lactis, 1038 nucleotides. RefSeq names its product phosphatase PAP2 family protein. Gene Ontology annotation, biological process: phospholipid metabolic process. The transcript has a single exon. The coding region runs from base 1 to 1038 and encodes 345 amino acids. NCBI's taxonomy places the organism in Eukaryota, Fungi, Ascomycota, Saccharomycetes, Saccharomycetales, Saccharomycetaceae. Gene Ontology annotation, molecular function: phosphatidate phosphatase activity. The record is from RefSeq and is a predicted model, not a curated record.
AUGCCAAUCCUUUCUAGAUAUCUAUCGGUGGUAGGAGUAGAUCGCGACGUAUUCAUAAAUGUGAGAGGUAAUUCAGUGUCACUACUCACUAUUGGAUUCUAUGUUAUGGAAUGGAUGCUAUAUAUUCUUUUGUUUGUUUUUGCCCAGCUUUUUAGGCGUUUAAUACACCCGCGCUUCUCUGACUUCAGCCUAAUUGAUCCACAAAUUUCUCAUAUGACUUACUCCCAAAGGGAGUUGUUAUUCCCAAGAAUGUUUGUAUUAAUGCUUACAGGCGGUAUAACAUUCUUGAGCGGGGGUACUAUUAACGCUUUGAGCCCCCGAUAUUCUGUGACAAGAAAAUGGUGGAACACGCACUCCACGAUGUUAACCAUUUUGGGCACAAACGCUGUACAAAGUACUGUAGUUUCGGUGUUGAAAAACAUCGCAGGUAAGACAAGACCAGAUCUUAUGACAAGAUGUAUGCCUGUUAUAAAAGACAUUGCUCCAGGCCAGUUCAAUAUCGACAUUCGGUCGUGUUCUACCGAUAAUUUACGUGUCUUGGCUGAUGGCUUUAGAAGCUUUCCCAGUGGGACGGCAGCAACGGCUUUUUCCAAUUUGACAUUAUUAACUUUCAUGAUUCUAUCUCGAGUGAAUAUCUACCAACAUGCUACUUCUUCAAACUCAAUUACUUUACCCUUGACUGGAUUUCCGAUUCUUUUUGCCACAUUGAUGAGUGCAUCCACUCUCGCAGAUAAUAGACAUUUUCUUACUGAUAAUGUGUUUGGAGCUGCAAUAGGAAUUUCAAGUGCUAUGUUGAUAUAUAGGCAAUAUUUUCCACCAAUUUGGAGGAAGCCUGCAAUGUAUACCUUGGCUAAUGGUACGAAAGUUGAGCAAGAUAUGACUUUAGCAUACGAACCAAAACGUUUUUUCAACGAUCAGGAGUUUACAUGGAAAGUCGACCCCUCACAACAAAAGGGUGAUGGUGAAGAACCAGAAAUUGUGACUGUAAGAAAUUUGAGUAGACGAACAUACCCAAGCAAUAGUCACGCAACUAUAUAG